UUCCAUCCACUUCCUCCCAACCAAACAAGGCCUUCCAACCAAAUAAGGCCUUCACGUUCCAAUUUCCAGUUUCCACUACCAGUUUCACUCUUCACUCGCUCUCCUCCCUCCUCAACCGCCAUCCACCAUCACCAUCACCUCCGCCGCCACCACCACCACCACAGCCGCUUUUACAUUUGUCUCUCCUUCAUCACCACCGCCGCCGCCGCUACCACCACCACCACCACUAACGCCAUCUUCCUUAGUUUUUCGAUUAAUCGCCCCGAGAAAGCAUCGCAUACGCAGUCAUUUCGUCGUCUAUAAAUCUCAGCUUCUCGAAGAUCGGAGUCUCUUUCGAAUGAUCGUUGAUUUUCUAUAACUGAAUUAAUGGUACCCGUGUUAUUGUUCUCCAGUGUUGAGAUCUUCCUGAAGUUUGCUGAACAACUACGUUGAUGUCUUACCAGAAUAAGGGGUUUUGGAUGUCGAAGGAUGGUGGGUGUUUAACUGAUGGGGAGUUAACUUGUGAUAGUACUUCUAGAAAUGAACCAAAGCGCUCGCACCAAUGGUUUAUAGAUACUGGCGAGGCGGGGUAUUUACCAAACAAGAAGCAAGCUGUAGAAGUUCCCGGUAGCAGUUCAUUUUCCGGAAUACCUGCCUCAACACUCUCUCCUUGGGGAAGUGUGGCUGGAUUUAACUCUGUUCCUAGUCAGUUCACUGAACAAUUGUUUGAUACUGACGCUAUUAAAUCUAUUAGUUUUGAUGAGAGAAAUAUUACGUCUGUUGGUAUGGGUAGUUUGGAUAUGGGAAGAAAGGUUAUGGAUGAUCCAUUUGGGAAUAGUUCCUCAUUUGGUCUGUCUACGUCUCAUUCAUUGGAAGAUCCUAAGUCAGGAAUUAACUAUAGUGGGAUCAGGAAAGUUAAAGUUAGUGAAGUAAGAGAUCCCGAGAACCUCCUGCCAUUGUGUACGGGACCUUCCUAUGCUAGAGAAUCCGAUGGACCUAUUUCAGCUGCUCAGGAUUAUGACAAGGGGGAUGAUAGUGGGAUAUCUAUGGGUCUGAUAUAUGGUCCAGAGGUGGAAAAUAUUGUAACAGUUGGGGACUCUUGUGGUAGGGAAGAUGAAGAUUUCAUAUCAAUUAGCCAAUCUUUUGAUAAAGUUGCAUGCAACACAAUGGCAACUUCUUAUAAGGCUGAUGGCAGCACUAUAUCAAUGGUGAAUACAUUUAAUGAAUCUGAUUGUAAUAUCAUGCCAGUGGGUGAGGACUUUAGUAAGGGGGAUAACAAUGUCACUUCUUUAGAAAACCUCAGCAAAGGGGACAAUAUGAUCUCCAUAUGUCAUACAUAUAAAGGUGAUAGCUCCAUCUCAGUGACUAACAACUACAACAAAGGGGCUGACAUCAUCACCACAACUGCUUCAUCUAACAACAAAUGUGAAAGCCACGCGUUAUCCACGGGUCACCCUUUCAACAAGGGAAGCAGUAACAUAAUAUCCUUUGGUGGCUACAAUGAUGAUGAUGAUGAUGCAAAUGCUUCAGGGAGACUCCUAUGCAAUUAUGACUUGCUAGUCGUCCAGCCUUCAAUUCAGAGGUCUGACACAUUAAACCAAAAGGAUGUGACUGUCUCGAAUGCUACUGCAGCUAUAGAUUCUGCUCAGGUUAUAGUUUCUGGAGCAGAAAGUAUCUUCAGGAAGAAAGAGGAUAUUAAAUCAACAAAGAAGACACCUCCCAACAAUUUUCCUUCUAAUGUGAGAAGUUUGCUUUCCACUGGUAUUUUGGAUGAGGUUCCUGUGAAGUACGUUGCUUGGUCACGAGAGAAGGAGCUCCGUGGUAUCAUAAAAGGUUCUGGAUACCUUUGUGGAUGUCAGUCAUGCAACUUUUCUAAGGUUAUUAAUGCUUAUGAGUUUGAGCGUCAUGCUGGUUGCAAAACUAAACACCCCAACAAUCAUAUUUACUUUGAGAACGGGAAAACCAUUUAUGGGAUUGUUCAAGAGCUUAGGAACACUCAACAGAAUAUGCUGUUUGAUGUUAUACAAACAAUAACAGGUUCACCCAUCAAUCAAAAAUCAUUCAGGCUUUGGAAAGAUUCUUUCCUGGCUGCGACCCGGGAACUGCAGCGCAUUUAUGGUAAGGAUGAGCGGAAUCAGUCUUCAUAAAUCAUUUGCAGUUGCAGUAUAGGGACUGGUGCAAGGCUCUUCAAAUGUUAGGGUACUAACUACUGAGAGUAGUUGUUCUAUGUAAAUUAUAGAUCCAUUAAAGCUUGUAUGUGGAAAUUUUACUCUCCUUACAAAAUUAAUUCCAUUGGCUUUAGAGGUUAAUGGCAUGUCUAUGUGUUCUUAUCUAUUGUCUAAUUAUUUUCAUGAAUGCCAUAGAUUGAUUGAUGAUUACUCUCUAUACCUUGCAUGGUACGUACUUACUGGAUAACCUAUUACAAGGGUUAUUGUGAUGCUAGUAACACAGGAGCUUGCCGUAUGAUUUUGGUAACAAGUUCUAAAUUGAAGUACGUUGAAAGUGAACUCCAGGUCUUACGUACUUUCUGAAAGAUAUAGAAAUGAAUAUGCUAUGGAGCAUAUUUCGAAAUGCCCCUAAACAUGUCAAAAGAGAAAGUUAUUUUUUUUGUUAAAUAUUUAUUGCUGGCUCGGUGAUCCAUGAAAUAGGAUUUCUUCAUUUAUUAAUGUUUUUAGUUUUUCUUAUCUUUUCCAUUAUACGUAGGUAGCAAGCCGUCUGGCUACCAUGAUUGUUUGAAGAGAGGUUAACUGUAUCUCACCUGGGAAGUAGAGAGAUGUCAUUUUAAGAAGAAUUGUUAUAUUUCUUUUGCUUGAGGUAAGGAAUAUUUAUUAAAAAAAUGAAACGCAUAACUAAACAUGUCUACGAGGCCGAAGCCCAAAGAGAGAAGUUCAAAUAACAUGUUACAACCAAAACAGAAACAAGACCAUACAGGCCAGCCACAAACAAAUCAUUAUCAUUAUCAUUACCCCAUUGCCUCAAAGAGGCUCCCGUAAGAAGCGGGGUAAGGGGGGGUCGGACGUACGCAACCUUACCGCUGCAAUUGUAGAGAGGUUGUUUCCAAUUGACCCAAAAGCGAUAACGGGACGACCAUCUUCUACUUCAUGGAAAGGAAGAGAAGGGGUAUUAAGAGCCAUUUUGAUGUAGUCCAUUACAUCCCACAGCCAAAACUAAAGAACAAAUGAAUCUUUAACAAAUGACUUUACAAAAUUUUAAACCAAAUUCUAUCUCAACUACCAACAAAUUUAGGCAAAUAAGACCUAAUUCUGCCCUUAACAGCUUCCUGGAUCCUUUCCAGCCACAAACAAAUGAAAUUACAAUUUAUCAAACCAAAUUCUAUCUCAACUACUAACAGAUUUACGCAAACAAGACCUAAUUCUGCCCUUCACAGCUUCCUGGAUCCUAGAUCUAGAAACAGGUGGGUAUUGGGAAUAUUUUUAUCCUAGAACCCUUCAUUUCUUGCCAUCCAGAUACACACAGGUAUAUAAACCAGCAUUCAUGGUAGCCUUCCUUAACUUUGAAUUCUUAGUCCUAGCAACCUGCCUGCAAAGAGGAGUGAACUGACAAUGCUGCAGCUGUAAAAACAAUCAAAAGUAGGCGAGAUUGGGUCAAGAAUUCUUUAUUUUACCGAGUAAGCAAGGAAACAAGGAGGGAUGCCUGCAUCAGAUUUCCAUGGUAUUGAUGGACGAUGGUAACUGGAAAAUCAAUAUGCCCUAUGCUCUCCUCGUACUGUAAUACUUUUAUCCAGUCGUCAACUGACUUGAAGACACUAUAAAAAGUAUCAUUUAUCAGGUUGUAAGUUAGAGCUAGGAAACUUGAGAUAUGGAAUUUGGAGGGUAAAGGAAGCAAAUUGGAAGUUCAUUUUCCUUCCCAUUUUAAGAAGCCAAAUUGGAAUGAUUCUUUUUCUAUUAGGUAGUUGGAACUCGGAAGGAUAUUUAGGAAGGAUUUUGGAAGUAAAAUGCAAGCUCACUCUUCCCCUUUUUCCCCUUCCUUUCCUCCCUCCUGUGUAUGAUUUAUGUCCAAACACACUCUUAACUCUAAUUAAAAACCCCUAAAUUCAGUUAAUGACUACCAAGUUCAAUUCACAACUAAAAGUAAGUAUAGAUGAGAUCCAAUAAGUUCAGAUAAGGGCCAAUAAGUUUAGAAACUGCAAAUAAAGGAUAACAAGUGUAGAUUAGGAAUUUUGGGUGAAGAAAGAAGCCUUAAUCAUGAUACUCUUUACUUCUAUAUUUUAUUCUUUAGGUUUAUAGAAUUAAUAUCGUAACUUCAUUUUGUGGUUGUUGGAUUGUUUCCGUGCUUCUUGUGUGAUGCUUGCAUCAUUUAAGUGUAGUGGUUUAUUUUCCCCUUUUUGUUGGAUAUUGGGUAGAAGACCGGUGACUUGUAUUGAAGCAAGGGCUGGUUUGCAACACUUUUGUGAAUAUACUGACAUGUAAUAUUACCUUUCAGUAAAUUCAAUUCAGAAGCCAUUUCUUCUAGGCAUGUAGCUUCUGCCCUUGGAUUAAUGUCUAUGGUAAACUUUCACCGUAUUGGAUUUUAGAGCUUCCAGUCCAUAUGACACAUUACGAUUAUACAAGUUAUGUGACUUGUUCUGCAAUUAUCUAAAUAUGGUGGGCCAAAAAUUUGACAUUAUUUGACAUUGAUGGGCCAAAAAUCCUUGAGUGCUUGUCAUUAUUCGAUGAGUACAGGGAAACCUAAAAUAAUCUGGAUCUCUACCGUAUGUGUCCUUAGUAAAGCCCAAUUUAAACAUUCACUUUAUAUUCUAUAUACUAUUGGUUAAUUACGGCAUUCUAUUCCGUGUUAUGACUGAGUAGUGUUAUCCUGUUGAGUAUUUGUAUAGCUGUAUGUCAGUAGUCAACUGCCAGGAUUUGGUGGUUUCGUGGAUGUCAGUAUGCAUUUGAGGCCACAAACUUUGACUUGAGGGCUUUGACAUUUCGUGUCUCAACCUCUAUUGUUGACUGGGGGCUACUGUGAAGUGUGAACUACUAUGUGAGUAGGUGUUGCUUCUUAUGUUCACAGGGAUGCAUUAAUCCCUUUUAUAAGUUUUGACAUUUUGUUUCCACAUAUUUAAAUACUACCCGGUUAACCUUGUAUGUGAUUUCUGAUACUUCAAGAACUUUUUCAGCUGAAUGGACCUAUGGAAUUCAUGGGAUUGAUAUUUUUCUCCCUGUUAAUACUUAUAGGAAAAAGAGAGUUAAGGGGAGGGAGAGACACUAUAUAAGAUAUAUGAUAGAGCAGCAGCUUGCUGAUGGACUUAACAUAUCGAAUUCCUAUAGGAGUUAAGAGUUACGAGUUAAGGCUGCCAGGUCUGCUGAUAACUUGGAUAUGCGAAGAGCAGCUUAUUAUCACUAACUUGUCUAUUCUCAUUGCAAUCAUCAUUGUGAUCCCAUUUACAGAUAUGGCAUAUUUACCCUGUCUAAAACACAGUGUUCCAUUUACAAUGGUUUGUCGUUUUGAGCCCCUGCGGCACUGCACAUUCUUCUUUUUUCUACAUCAACAGUGAUGCAAAUUUUGGUUCUCCCAAGUUUUUAGGUUCAUUAACAAAUGCUCUGCACUGUGAUAAACUGGUGAGCUCAUUUUGUGUUAUGCUCUUUCAGUCAGUAACCUUCUCACUUAGAUCAUCAGGUGCACUCCAAAUCCUCCAUCAAUUACACUAUGCAGAUCCUUUUUACAUAAUUUGAAUAAGUCACAUCAUAUCGUUGAGUUCAAACUUUAAUGUGUGAGUCUUCAUAUUCAUGUAUGUGUGAUGUUAUUUCACUUACCGUGUUGAAGAUAUCUUGUUAUGCAGGUAAGGAACAGAAAGGCAAGGGUCUCUGAGGCAUUGGUGAGUCCAUCUUCUUACAGUAUAUGCAGUCGUCAAAUAUUUCAUUUCUAGGUUAUAACAACAAAAGGUAAAUAUAACUUUCACUAGCUCACGAAUUGUCGGCAUGCAUUCAGAGAAGAUGGGCAAAUUUUCUGGAUAAAUGUUAUUUCUCGCGUUACCCCAUCCACACUUCCACAGUGCCCGAAGAGGUGAAAGAAGGCCGAAUGGCUGCCCAUGAUUCACCGCGCCAUGCCAUAGAGGUGAAACCAUGGCAUAAAACUGCUGCAAUGAUGGAUUAAAAACAAGCAGUUAUACGUUCGACAAGGGUUUAUCUUGGACCUGGUUCUGUUCGUCUAGGGAGUUAUCUGUGUGACUUCUUAGUCCUUAUGGCUUAUGCGAACAGGGGAAAGUGACCAAGUGAGAUUUGUUAAGAACAAAGUCCACUCAGUUUUUGUGUGUGUUUGUAAUACUUUUGUGGUAUUGUAGAAAUUCUAUCUACUAUUUUGAGGGGUUUUCACUUUUGAUUCCCUGGUUUAAUGUGAUACUUGAUCUAAAUGCACGUGAUGUGUGCGUCACAUUUCUAACAUACAUGUACCACAACUCAAUGUAUAUUAAUAUGAAAAAUAUCAAAUUGUGAAAGAGAAAAAUAAAUAAAGAGCAUUUAGGUAUUUUAGGUGAACAUUAAGCUACUCAAGAGUUUACUUAUAUAAUACUAGUUUUUUUUAUGCACGCGAUGUGUGCGUGAUUUUUUAUAAUGUAUGUAAGCUGACAUUAAGAAUUCAAUAUUUAUUAUCGUAAAUGACUAUUUAUUUUUUUGUUU
Molecule: messenger RNA, 6596 nt
Organism: Spinacia oleracea (spinach)
Lineage: Eukaryota; Viridiplantae; Streptophyta; Magnoliopsida; Caryophyllales; Amaranthaceae
Exons: 7
Coding region: 432-2126 (564 amino acids)
Biological process (GO): positive regulation of transcription by RNA polymerase II
Cellular component (GO): nucleus
Molecular function (GO): RNA polymerase II transcription regulatory region sequence-specific DNA binding; chromatin binding; histone binding
Source: RefSeq, a predicted model, not a curated record